This is a messenger RNA of Tauraco erythrolophus (red-crested turaco), 2622 nucleotides long. Its product is annotated as bifunctional heparan sulfate N-deacetylase/N-sulfotransferase 3. Gene Ontology annotation, molecular function: hydrolase activity; heparan sulfate N-sulfotransferase activity; deacetylase activity. Lineage: Eukaryota; Metazoa; Chordata; Aves; Musophagiformes; Musophagidae. Gene Ontology annotation, cellular component: Golgi apparatus. The record is from RefSeq and is a predicted model, not a curated record.
AUGAGUUUUAUCAUGAAACUUCACAGACAUUUUCAAAGAACAGUUAUUUUGCUGGCCACUUUUUGUAUGGUGAGCAUAGUUAUUUCUGCGUACUACUUGUAUAAUGGCUACAAACAGGAGAAUGAACUUCCUGAAAUCUCUUCAGAAGCAGAAUGUGGUGAUCUUCAACUGUUGCCAUACAAGCUGAUGGAGAUGAAGACCAUGAAGCCUAUUGAUCCCCUGAGGACAGAUCUUGUAGUGCUGGUGUUUGUGGAAAGUCAGUACUCAACAUUAGGCCAAGAUAUAAUAACCAUUUUAGAAUCUAGCAGAUUUCAGUUUCACAUUGAGAUUGCACCUGGAAAAGGCGACCUCCCGGUGCUUAUAGACAAAAAUAAAGGCAAAUAUGCUCUCAUAGUGUAUGAAAAUAUUCUAAAGUAUGUGAAUAUGGACUCUUGGAACAGAGGCCUUCUAGAUAAGUACUGUAUAGAAUAUGGUGUAGGUGUUAUUGGAUUUCACAAAGGCAAUGAGAACAGCUUGCAAAGCUUUCAGUUGAAGGGCUUUCCUUUCCACGUCCACAGCAAUCUGGGUAUUAAGGACUGUUGCAUUAACCCUCAUUCCCCACUGCUCCAUGUGACUAAGUCUUCUAAGCUUGAGAAAGGUCCCUUGCUUGGAAAUGACUGGGCCGUUUUCCAGAUUAAUCAUACAGCUUAUCAACCAGUGAUAUUUGCAAAAGUAAAGACACCAGAAAACCUGUCACCACCUGCUGCUAAAAGUGUUCUCCAUGCCACAGUAAUUCAUGACCUGGGGCUCCACGAUGGGAUUCAACGAGUCCUUUUCGGCAAUAACUUGAAUUUUUGGCUGCACAAGCUGAUUUUCAUAGAUGCCAUCUCUUUCCUAUCUGGAAAGAAGCUCAGACUGUCCUUGGAUAGGUACAUUCUGGUUGACAUAGACGACAUCUUCGUUGGGAAGGAGGGAACAAGAAUGAACACCAACGAUGUACAGGCCCUGCUUGACACUCAGAAUCUUUUGAGAGCUCAGAUUACCAAUUUUACUUUCAACCUGGGAUUUUCAGGGAAAUUUUAUCACACAGGCACUGAGGAGGAAGAUGAAGGCGAUGACCUGUUGUUGAGGUUGGUAGAUGAGUUUUGGUGGUUUCCCCAUAUGUGGAGUCACAGGCAGCCACACCUCUUCCACAACGAGUCGUCACUGGUGGAGCAGAUGAUCCUCAACAAAAAAUUUGCCUUAGAACAUAGUAUUCCAACUGACUUGGGCUAUGCAGUGGCGCCACACCAUUCCGGAGUCUAUCCAGUGCACGUUCAACUUUAUGAUGCCUGGAAAAAAGUCUGGAAUAUCAGAGUUACCAGCACAGAAGAAUACCCACAUCUGAAGCCUGCAAGGUACAGACGAGGCUUCAUCCACAAAAAUAUCAUGGUGCUUCCUAGGCAAACUUGUGGCUUAUUCACCCACACAAUUUUCUAUAAAGAGUAUCCUGGAGGCCCAAAGGAACUAGACAAAAGCAUUCAAGGAGGAGAGUUGUUCUUCACAGUGGUUCUCAAUCCAAUCAGCAUCUUCAUGACACAUUUAUCUAAUUAUGGAAACGACCGCCUGGGAUUAUACACCUUUGUGAAUCUGGCCAACUUUGUUCAUACUUGGACAAACCUGAAACUGCAAACUCUUCCUCCGGUUCAACUAGCUCACAAGUAUUUUGAACUAUUCCCUGAGCAAAAGGACCCUCUCUGGCAGAAUCCCUGUGAUGACAAACGGCACAGAGAUAUCUGGUCUAAAGAAAAAACCUGUGAUCGAUUGCCAAAAUUCUUGGUUGUAGGACCCCAGAAAACCGGUACCACAGCCUUGUAUUUGUUCCUGAUCAUGCAUCCUUCCAUCAUUAGUAACUCCCCCAGCCCAAAAACCUUUGAGGAGGUACAGUUCUUUAAUAGAAAUAACUACCACAGGGGGAUUGAUUGGUACAUGGAUUUCUUCCCCACUCCUUCUAACGUCACCACUGACUUCCUCUUUGAGAAAAGUGCCAACUAUUUCCAUUCUGAGGAAGCUCCUAAGAGAGCUGCUUCCCUCAUCCCCAAGGCCAAGAUCAUCCCCAUCCUCAUCGACCCAUCCGAUCGGGCAUAUUCCUGGUAUCAGCAUCAGCGAUCACAUGAAGAUCCUGCAGCUCUAAAAUUCAGCUUCUAUCAGGUGAUCACAGCUGGACCUCGAGCCCCAUCUGAGCUUAGAGCUCUCCAAAAGAGAUGCCUAGCACCUGGAUGGUAUGCUACCCAUAUUGAAAGAUGGCUAACUUACUUCCCACCUUACCAGUUGCUAAUUAUUGAUGGACAGCAGCUGAGAACCGACCCGUCUACCGUGAUGGAUGAAGUACAGAAAUUUCUGGGAGUCUCUCCUCAUUACAAUUACUCUGAAGCCCUAACGUUCGAUUCACAUAAAGGUUUCUGGUGCCAGCUCCUGGAAGAAGGAAAAACAAAGUGUCUUGGAAAGAGCAAAGGUAGAAAAUACCCUCCUAUGGAUUCUGAGUGCAGGGCUUUUCUGUCAAGCUACUACAGAGAUCACAACGUGGAACUGUCAAAACUCCUACACAAAUUGGGACAACCCCUGCCAUCGUGGCUGAGACAGGAGCUGCAGAAAGUAAGAUAG